AGAAGUAGAAAUGUCACGAAACUUAAAAAGACUGGAAACACCGUAAAGGAAGAAACAUCUGAUUUUACAAACAGUUCAGUUGGUGUCCCUAUAUAUCUGGGGUCCGUCAUUGGUCUGUCUGAAGAAAUCCCUUCCAGUCAUCCAUGACGAAUUGUCUAAAUUCCCUGAGGAGUUCAACACCAAGAUGCAACCGGACGAUACUGAUCACUUGGUGAACAAUCAAUCAAUCGUGCACGUUCCAGACGGAAACGACGAUCACAUCACAACCAGCGAGAACAAUAGGAAAGUCAGGGUAGCCACCACUGGUGUCGCCUUUCACACACGACUAUCAGAAUACUUUACCAACCCUGGAGACGACCAGCCGAUCAUCAUGGCAGACAUUCUCACGAACGAAGGUGCUGCAUUCGACAGAUCGACCGGCCAGUUCACCUGCCCUGUAAGCGGUGUUUAUGUCUUUUUUAUCACUGCCGUGUCCUUCCAAGAUAAGCACAUCCAAAUAGGACUUUUGAAAAACGGCCAUAACAUUGAAAGUUUAGUAAAUGGUAACUCUGGUUAUUGGGGGUCAGCUUCCAACAUGGUAAUCGUCCAUGCCCAGGAAGGUGACCACAUCUGGCCUCAAGUCGACGGACAAAUUCAUGACAUGGGAACGCUUCUAGAUAGAUAUUAUACCACCUUUUCCGGGUUUCUUCUUUACAAAAGUUAAGUUAAUUAUUAGAACAUUGACAUUCGUAUUUCUCUGAUUCAAUAAAUUACCUGGAGGGCCCACUUACGACUCUGGCCAAACUAUUGCGCCGUGAAAUGAACCACUGUCUAAGUUUCAGCUUCGUAUAAUACAGUUAAUAUGGUAUAUUAAAUUAAUAAGUCAGUGUA
Pecten maximus is the source of this 870-nucleotide messenger RNA. Its product is annotated as complement C1q and tumor necrosis factor-related protein 9-like. Lineage: Eukaryota; Metazoa; Mollusca; Bivalvia; Pectinida; Pectinidae. The coding region runs from base 185 to 703 and encodes 172 amino acids. The record is from RefSeq and is a predicted model, not a curated record. Gene Ontology annotation, molecular function: protein binding. The transcript is spliced from 2 exons.